Molecule: messenger RNA, 1350 nt
Organism: Penicillium argentinense
Lineage: Eukaryota; Fungi; Ascomycota; Eurotiomycetes; Eurotiales; Aspergillaceae
Gene: pgxC
Product: putative extracellular exo-polygalacturonase
Exons: 1
Coding region: 1-1350 (449 amino acids)
Biological process (GO): carbohydrate metabolic process
Molecular function (GO): polygalacturonase activity
Source: RefSeq, a predicted model, not a curated record
AUGCUGAUUUCAAGUGCUACAGCUUUAGCUCUACUAUCCGCUCUCGCGCUCGGUGCACCCGGCUACCAACGCUCAGAUACAAGCCGACCCCAGCGGUGCAUCGUCCCGUCUUCCAAUGGCACAGCUGAUGAUUCCCCGGCAGUCCUGAAAGCCUUUGCGCGAUGCGCCACAGACUCGGUGAUUGUUUUCAAGGAAGGCGUGAAUUAUAACAUCUUCACACCGAUCAGUGCGACCAAUUUGAGCAAUGUGGAGAUCCGGAUGAAUGGCAAUCUGCAUCUGCCUCAAAGCAUUGCAGAGGUUCAACGCGUCGUCAAUCGCACGAAUCGGGUGACAUACUCCGACGGCCAGCAUUGGUUCGCUUUCAAAGGACCCAGCAUCGAUUAUAUCGGCUCAUCAGAUAUCAACAAUGGCUGGAUCAAUUCCUACGGCCAGGCCUGGUGGGAUGCAAACCCGGUCAAUGGCACGGGUAUCGACUCACGCCCGCAUUUGAUGAGUUUCAAGACCACAGGUGGCUCACUGAAAUACUUCAAAUCUCGCAAACCCAUUGCCUGGAAUGUCCAAGUAGAAGGCGACGACAUUACUGUCAGUCAUGCCUUUAUUGAUGCGGAAUCUACCGGGUCAUUCCCCUUCAACACCGACGGCUUCGAUGUCACCGGCACAAACGUGAGAAUCACGGACAGUGUGAUCUAUAACGGCGACGACGCUAUUGCAGUCCAGUCGGGAUCUCACAAUAUCCUAUUUGAGCGAAACACUAUCGGCUAUCAAAGUCACGGCAUGAGCAUUGGCUCCCUGGGCGAAGACCAAACGGAUUUCGCCAACGUCUCAAACAUCCACUUUGAAGAUGUGACAGUAAUCGAUGCAGUCUACGGCGCGCGUUUCAAAUCCUGGAUAGGCGGUCAAGGACUUGCAAAAAAUAUUACCUGGAAAAAUAUCCGCGUGUACAAUGUCACUUUCCCGAUCUUCGUCACCCAAAGCUAUGUCAAUCAAGGCUCUUCUCAAACGCAGCUUGGAGAUGGCCAGACGACUGGACGUAUCAAUAAUGGCUCGGUCAUGAUGGAGGACUUUUCCUGGUCUGAUUUUACUGGCACCAUCAAUACUUUUCGACCUGGUGAUGGUUCCUGCGUGACUAAUCCUUGUUGGUAUGAUGAUGGGCUUCCAGACCUUAAACACACGGAGGCUGUCAUUAUCGAGUGUAACACCGAUACAUCCUGUAAGAACUUUGCUUUGGAAAACAUCCAGAUUAUCCCACAGAGCAUGGCAGCUCCUACGGUGGUGUGUAUAAAUGCCACUGCCGAACUGAACCCGCAAUUGGGAUUCGACUGCAAAAAUGGCACUUUCUCCCCAUUUUGA